UGCCCAUGGACCGCUACCUGCUGCUCGCCGGCUGGGAAGAGCGCAGGGCUGGCGGCCCAGGUCUGACUUCAGCAAAUGUUUUCAACCUACUGAAAGAAAACUUUAGGUCUUUUAUGAAUGCAGAUGUGAGCACGUUCCCGGCAUGUUCAUUGGCUGGUAUUCCAGGCAUGAGGAAGUGGUUUUUUGCAAAUCAAGUUGUAAGUGGGUUUUGCCAGUUCUGCAGUCUGGACUGGGAAGAGAUUAGUUUUGACUCAAAGAAAAAUGAAACUGAACACUUUCUCCAAACAAAUACUGAAGAAUGCCUGGGUUUUGAGGAGGAAGAUAGUAGCAGCAGAGAGUCACUGUUGCUGACUGAUGUUUAUGAAGAAGCUGCAGAGAGUCUGCAUCAAUUGUCAGACAAGCUCCCUGCUCCAGGAAGAGCUAUGGUUGAUGUAAUACUACAGACUGGUGAACCUGAUGCCCCCAAGUUAAAAGACUGCUUACCUGCUAUCGGUGCCCUGAAACAUCUGAGAGAAUGGCACUCUGCAAAAAUCACAAUAAUAGCAAAUGACUGUAAAGGCAACUGGCAAAAAAUUGCAGACUACCUGUCAGCAGAUGUUGUAGCUUUAGAUGAUCUAAAAAAUGUUAUUGACUCAAAAGAGCUGUGGAGGGGGAAGGUUCAGAUAUGGGAAAGAAAGUUUGGAUCUGAAGUUAGGUUUCCAGAGUUUUGCAUAAAGGGUGUCUCAGCAAAGCCAUUCAGCACUUCUCAUUUAAAUACUUGCUUUGCUGCCAAGAAAACAACAGACUCAAAGGAUAGCAAUAUUUUGCCAGAGGUUUUUCAUUAUUAUGGUCCUGCACUACAAUUCUUGCAGAUGGUGGUGCUUUCAGACAUACCCUCCUGUUUUGUAUCGGAUCUGGAGUUUGAGCUGAGCUUGGCAAGAAAAAAAAUCAGAGAGACAUCUGUGCUGCUUUUAAACCAGGUUUCUUCUCUCUGUGGAAAGGUGGGAGCUUUAUUUGCUUUGCCUUGCAGUGUGAGCAAUGUACUGAUUCCAUCACCCACCCAGUUGAGUACAAAAAAAUGGAAGGAAUAUAUGUCCAAAAAACCUAAAGCUGUCACCAUUCCAGAAGUUGAACUGAAAGGAGAAUUUUGCCAAUAUUAUUUCUUGGUACAAGGCAAUGGCUUUGGAGGCUGUAAAGCAACCAUGAUUCGUUCAGCCAAUCAGAUUAAUGGAUUAGCAACUCUUGCUGUAAUAAAUGGAAAGCUAAAGACAAAUGCAGAAGAAACAGACUCAAGCCUUUGUAUUGCGGACUUCAUCAGGUCUCUUCCACAUCUGUGUGGAGAGCAGAUUCUACAGAGAGAAAAGAAUCUGGCCUCUGUCCAAGCAUGUGCCUUGAAGGAAUAUCUCAAGAGGCAAGAAUCAGCCAAAGAGCUUUCUACCAUUUCUAUUGAUGAGCUCAAAACCCUGUUAAUACUCAUGAGGGAACAGUUUUUCGAGCUGCAUAACACCGCCCUUCCAAAAACUCUUUUACAUGAAGAAAAAAGCAAACCUAGCAUCCAUGCAGUGACUUGUGAAUCUGAGCUAAUUGGGUCCAAUGCUUUGGAGUGGCCGGAAAGAAGUGUUCUUCAGACUAUGGAAAAUUUUGAAAAAAUUAAACAAAAAAUGAGAGGUUCCAUGUUGACACAUUCAUCUGAGCAAUUGCUAGGACAUAAGGAUGGUCAGAGGGAGUCAUUGACAUUGCUGGAUGCUAAAGAGCUACUGAAAUACUUUACUCCAGAGGGGUUGCCGAUUGGGGAUCUUCAGCCAUUACAAAUUCAGAAGAGCGACAAUGCUUUUCUUCUUAUGCCAGAGCUCUCUCCACGGAAGCUGAGAGGCCUACCUUUUGAAAAAGCAGCAGGAUGCCAUUAUCAUGGACUGGAAUACUGUCUUGAUAACAGGAAAGCUUUAGAGAGAGAUGUGGGAUAUGCUGAACUUCAAACUCGUCUUAUUCGUUAUGAAACACAGACCACCUGCACAAAAGAGUGCUGUCCUGUACCAUGCGUCUUAAGCCCUCUUCCAUCUCCUGCAGUAUUAUCAGAGCCUGGUAGCGUGCCUGAUGGGGAAGGUUUACAAAGUGAAUUCAGAACAGAAACAUCAAGGCUAAAACGCAGAUCAAAAGACUUGGAUUGCUUUUAUCCCAACAAAAGACUAACAAAAUCCGAAAGCACAGAUUCUGUCCUGUCUCAGGCAAGUGGAAGUAGUGGGAGUCACCAUUCCAUUGCUGCCACAAGACAAUCCUCAGAAAGAUCAAGAUCUCUAACUUCUGUGCCUGUUAAGCAACCUAGUAAUCAACCUAAAAAAGUAUCCAUGAAGGCUGGCUCGACAAGUCAUGGAAGUACGCAAGAGUCGGAAACUUCAAAGCCAGUGAAGGAAUCUAGAUCUCAGAAACAUACACGGAUGCUGAAGGAAGUGGUUGCUAAAACACUUCAGAAACGCGGCAUUGCAGAGGACCACGAAUGCUUUACGUCCUGCAGCCAGCGGUUGUUUGAGAUAUCCAAGUUCUACUUAAAGGACCUGAAAACUUCCAGGGGAUUGUUUGAUGAGAUGAAAAGAACAGCAAACAACAAUGCUAAACAGGUGAUCGAAUGGGUUUUGGAAAAGGCUAACAAACAGUGAUGCAGAAUCAUUCCGUAUAAAUACCGUUCACAUGCUGCCCACAAACGUCACAGAUAAAGCACAACACGUUACAAUAACAGUGUGAAGGCAGGUAACAUGUAUGCACCAAAAACCUAAAAGGCUGAGUAGAAAUAAUUAGGUAGACUUAAUUCCCAAGUUCGGGAGUAUAUUGCAGCACGGAAAUUUUAUAUGCAAAGAUUUUAUUUUUAAAAAUCUGUAAGGUAGUUUUUUAUACUACAUGCAUAUUUAUUAGAUGCUUGUAAAAAGGAAUGAAACUUAGGUUUUGGUGAACAAUUCUAGAUGUGGUGUGUUGUUUUUUAUUAUUUGGGAUGAAUAACUGAUGCCAAAUGUAAAUAUAGUAACAGAACCAUUUUAUUAUUUUUGCACAAUGUUCAAGGAAGAUAUUUGUUCUGUUUACAACUACUUUUUGUUCAACAAAGCUGUUAACCUGAAAGGUUUACAAUGCAAUAAAACUGCUAUCACAUUUUAUAGCACAGCUAGCUAUAAUUUCAUAUUUCUUCUGCAAUUGAAAUACAAAUGUGAUUAAGACUGAAGGCACAAUAACCCUUCCAAGUUGUAUCAAAAGUUGUAAAGACUAUUAGUUUUGAAUAAAGCCCCAAAUCAAACAUGCA
Molecule: messenger RNA, 3265 nt
Organism: Gavialis gangeticus (Gharial)
Lineage: Eukaryota; Metazoa; Chordata; Crocodylia; Gavialidae
Gene: MTBP
Product: MDM2 binding protein
Exons: 23
Coding region: 6-2633 (875 amino acids)
Biological process (GO): regulation of protein ubiquitination; protein localization to kinetochore; traversing start control point of mitotic cell cycle
Cellular component (GO): kinetochore
Source: RefSeq, a predicted model, not a curated record